Messenger RNA from Strongyloides ratti, 405 nucleotides. RefSeq lists its product as hypothetical. The transcript has a single exon. The record is from RefSeq and is a predicted model, not a curated record. The coding region runs from base 1 to 405 and encodes 134 amino acids. Lineage: Eukaryota; Metazoa; Nematoda; Chromadorea; Rhabditida; Strongyloididae.
AUGAAUGAUGAUGGACAAAAAUUUAAAGUACCUUUAUGUCAAAAUGAAAAUGAUAUCAAACAUAAUACUAAAAUAAUUUCACUAAAAAAAACAAAAAAUACAAUUGAAAAUGAAAAUAAAAUUAAAAAUCCAUUUUCAAAAAAAUUUAAUAAAAUUCUUAAUAAUUCAGUUAACAAGAAUAAAGAAUUAAAUAACAAUAAAAAAGUUACAUCUCAAUUUUCAAAUAUUAAAACUGCAUAUAAAGCUGGUAGUGCAAUGGAAGUAAGAAGUAGAAGAAAAAAUAAUUUAAAAAAAACUACAGAUAAUUGCAACACUUAUGAUAAAAAAAGUUGUUCAAUAAAUAAUGAUUUUGAAGAUGAUAAUGGUUCAUAUCAAAGAUUAGAUGAUAUUCAAGCUAUAAAGUAA